This is a messenger RNA of Benincasa hispida (wax gourd), 2278 nucleotides long. It is a transcript of the gene DEG14, whose product is annotated as Trypsin family protein with PDZ domain-containing protein. Gene Ontology annotation, biological process: proteolysis. The record is from RefSeq and is a predicted model, not a curated record. NCBI's taxonomy places the organism in Eukaryota, Viridiplantae, Streptophyta, Magnoliopsida, Cucurbitales, Cucurbitaceae. Gene Ontology annotation, molecular function: protein binding; serine-type endopeptidase activity.
AUUGAGAUACUUCUCAGAUAACAACGAAUUUAUAUUCAGGGAUCGCAUGAAAAUUAUAGGUUUUAAUGGUAGCGAGAUCGGAAUUUUGUAAUUUAAGAUUUAAUACUAUAUAUUUGUGGGCCAUGAGAUUUUUUGAUUCUUGUAGGCCCAUGGGCCGGUGGUUGAAUUAUGGCCCAAUACUGUUCGUCUUCAUGUCCGAGUUAUCCCGGAAUGGAAGGGUUCAGGUGAGGUUUUAACAACUCAUCAUUGAGAAAAAGCACUACGAGAGAAUUUUCGAUCAAAAUACUACUCCAGAUGAGUCCAUUUCUGAGAAAGGUUUUGAGCUCUAAUGUAACUCUCAAACGGAUCGCUGCAGCCGCUGCUGCUGGUUCUUGUUACUUGUAUGCCAGAAGUGAUCUAGAUUCUAAACCCUCCGUUGCGUUCUCAAUUUCUGCUGCGUGGAGUGAGCAACUAUUUCUUCCAUGGCAGACAAGACAUGGCUUCACGGUUCGUCCACUGGGUGCAUUUGAUCACCAGCAUUUGGGACUUUCGUUAUGUUCUUCAGGAGUCAGUCCUGGUCUACCAUCUGGUGAAAAGAAGGAAACACCAUGUUUGAGUAGAGAUACAAUUGCAAAUGCAGCAGCAGAUGUUGGCCCCGCUGUUGUGAAUAUAUCUGUUUCACAUGGUAUUUACGGAAUUGCUUCUGCUAAAAGCAUGGGAUCCGGAACAAUUAUUGACAAGGAUGGGACAAUUUUAACAUGUGCUCAUGUUGUGGCUGAUUUUCAUGGUCAACGAGCUGCAUCCAAAGGAAAGGUAGAGGUUACUUUACAAGAUGGUCGGACAUUUGAAGGGACAGUAGUGAGUGCUGAUUUUCACUCUGAUAUUGCCAUUGUGAAAAUCAAUUCUAAAACCCCUCUUCCCAUGGCAAAACUUGGUUCUUCAAGCAAGCUCCGACCUGGUGAUUGGGUCGUAGCAAUUGGAUGUCCACUUUCGCUUCAGAAUACUGUCACAGCUGGUAUAGUAAGUUGUGUUGAUCGUAAGAGUAGUGAUUUGGGUCUUGGUGGAAUGCGAAGGGAAUAUCUACAAACAGACUGUGCAAUUAAUGUGGGAAAUUCUGGGGGCCCUCUUGUUAAUGUUGAUGGAGAAGUUGUUGGUGUAAAUAUUAUGAAAGUUGAUGAUGCUGUUGGUUUAAGUUUCGCCGUACCAAUUGAUUCAGUCUCCAAAAUUACAGAGCAAUUCAAGAAAAGAGGGAGAGUUAUUAGGCCUUGGCUUGGAUUGAAAAUGAUUGAUCUCAAUGAAAUGAUAAUCAAACAACUGAAAGAAAGAGAUGCGAAUUUUCCAGCUGAUGUUACUAAAGGGGUUCUUGUAGCGAUGGUAACUCCAGGAUCCCCUGCUAGUCGUGCUGGAUUUCAACCCGGCGAUGUCGUCAUUGAGCUCGAUGAGCAACCUGUUGCAAGUAUCAAAGAGAUCAUUGAAAUUAUGGGAGACAGAGUUGGGGUUCCAUUGAAGGCAGUUGUGAAAAGAUCACUUAAUUGUACCGCCACUUUAACUGUUCUUCCUGAGGAGUCCAAUCCAGAUAUGUGAUUCUUUUAAUCAACUUUUCUUUCAUAAUGUUCUUUCUUACUUCAAUAAUAUAGAAAUAUCAAUCAAUAGCUAUUAGCCGUGGAAAAUUAUUGAGGCUAAUUCAUUUGGGUGGAAUAUCGAGAUGCUAUAAUACUAAAUCUUUUCUUCACAUGUUAAAUCGAUCAAACCAUACUUAGAUUAUGUCUGGUCUUUUAAGUUAGACAAACUAGAUUUGAGAGUACGUCUAGUCUUUCUUUUCAAGUCGAACAAAUCAAACUCAAGAUUACGUCUAGUCUUUUAAGUCGGAUAGAGAUUACGUCUAGUCUUUUAUCAUUUUUAUUAUGAUAAAGAUUAUAAAUGAUCCUCUUGCUUGUACUACAAAAUAAACUUAUAAUAGCCCAAUGAAAGCUAUUCAUUUUUUAAGUAGCACAACCCAACUUGGUGAAAAUACGCCCAAAUUCUCUUUAAGCACACGAAAGAGCUAUUGCACGUGGUCAUGAAGUUGCUGGAACACAAUGAAUGAAGAAACAAGGGUAGUUGCAUAUAUAGCAAUUAGAUCUAAAAGUAUUAGUGAAUAUAGCAUAAUGCAAAAGAAUUUGUAAGUAUAGUAAAAUUUAGAUCCAACUUUUAGAUUCUAAAUGAUAGACUAUAUUGCUAAUGAGAGUCUAUUAAUGUUAGACCAUUUUACUAAUGGGAGUCUAUCAAUCAUAGAGUCUAUUAUUGAUAGACUUUGCUA